Molecule: messenger RNA, 2384 nt
Organism: Theobroma cacao (cacao)
Lineage: Eukaryota; Viridiplantae; Streptophyta; Magnoliopsida; Malvales; Malvaceae
Product: RabGAP/TBC domain-containing protein
Biological process (GO): activation of GTPase activity
Molecular function (GO): GTPase activator activity
Source: RefSeq, a predicted model, not a curated record
CUCGAAGGUAAAACAUACAUCAAAUAAAAAAUCAGCUCUCCCCUCUUAAAAAUCUCUACUCAAAACGAGAACCAAAAAAAAAAAAAAAGGAAAAAUCCCUAAACGAUGCAGGAACCAGAGCUUCAUGAUUUAUCAGACGACGCCGAUUACGCCGCGUCUCAACAACAAGGAUCAGCGAGUAUGAUGCGGUGCGACCGUGGGAAAAGAAGCUCGUCGAGUGAACCGGAGGGAGCCGAAAUUGUUUAUCUGAAAGAUAAUGUUACAAUUCAUCCUACUCAGUUUGCCUCUGAGCGGAUUAGUGGCAGAUUAAAGUUAAUUAAGCAAGGCUCUUCUCUCUUCAUGACAUGGAUUCCAUACAAAGGGCAAAGUACAAAUGCGAGGCUGUCUGAGAAAGAUAGGAAUCUUUAUACCAUCAGCCCAGUGCCGUUUGCUGAUGUGAGGUCCAUCCGAAGACACACUCCAGCUCUUGGGUGGCAGUACAUAAUUGUUGUUUUGUCAUCUGGACUUGCAUUUCCUCCCCUUUACUUCUAUAAUGGAGGUGUUCGAGAGUUCCUUGCUACAGUAAAACAACACGUUUUUCUUGUGAGGUCAGCGGAAGAUGCCAAUGUAUUUCUUGCGAACGACUUCGAAAAUCCUCUGCGGAGAACUUUGUCUUCAUUGGAGCUUCCCAGGGCAGUUUCCAUUGCAAGUGUGCCAUCAACACCUGUUUCAGUUAGGGAGUCUACUUCACGUGAAAAUGAAGAGAGGACUGAUGUAGGUGUCCGUGAUGAAAAUGCUAGUACAUCUCGGUACAAUGGAAGGCAGAGGCAAAAGGUUCAUGAUCCUGCUCGAGACUUAUCAAUUCAUGUUUUGGAGAAGUUUUCUCUUGUAACCAAGUUUGCCCGAGAAACAACAUCGCAGCUGUUCUGGGAGACACAUAGUAAUGGUUUUGAUGCUUUUGAGAGGACAAACACUAACCAGUCUGUCCUUGAUUAUAAUCACAAAGUUGACGAAGAUGAGGAACUUCCUGUUAAAAGCCCUGUUGCUCCAGAUCCUCUUGAGCUGGAAAGAUUUCAAGUUCUAUGCCAGGACCACCCGAUGCCAACCUCUACCCUUGUUAAACAGAAAGCCCCAUAUAGGAAACACAAUCAUGAUGAUGAAGCUGCCACCAAUGUGGGGACAUUUGAGCUAAUCGAUUUUAAGGAGUUUGACAAACUAUCACUAGUGUGGGGAAAACCCCGACAGCCACCUUUGGGGUUAGAAGAGUGGGCCACAUUCUUGGAUUCCGAAGGACGUGUGGUGGAUUCAAAAGCUUUAAGGAAAAGAAUAUUUUAUGGAGGAAUUGAACACAAAUUACGAAGAGAGGUCUGGGCAAUAUUGUUGGGAUAUCAUACAUACGAAUCAACCUAUGCGGAGAGGAAAUAUCUAAGGUCUAUCAAAAAGACAGAAUAUGAGACUAUAAAAAACCAGUGGCAGAGUAUUUCUCCUGAACAGGCAAAAAGAUUUACGAAGUUCAGAGAGAGGAAAGGCCUUAUAGAGAAAGAUGUGGUAAGGACUGACAGAUCGCUCUUUUUCUAUGAGGGGGAUGACAAUCCAAACGUGAAUCUUUUACGUGAUAUUCUGUUGACCUACUCUUUCUACAACUUUGAUCUUGGUUACUGUCAGGGUAUGAGCGAUCUGCUCUCCCCUAUUUUGUUUGUAAUGGAGGAGGAGUCAGAAUCAUUUUGGUGUUUUGUGGCACUGAUGGAACGCCUUGGGCCCAAUUUUAAUCGUGACCAAAACGGCAUGCACACUCAGCUCUUUGCAUUAUCUAAGCUGGUGGAGUUGUUAGACAUCCCAUUGCAUAACUAUUUCAAGCAGAAUGAUUGCUUGAAUUAUUUCUUCUGUUUCCGCUGGAUUUUGAUACAGUUUAAAAGGGAAUUUGAAUAUGAGAAAACAAUGCGAUUGUGGGAAGUAUUGUGGACACAUUAUUUGUCGGAGCACCUCCAUCUGUAUGUGUGUGUUGCUGUAUUGAAGCGCUAUCGUGGCAAGAUAAUGGGAGAGCAAAUGGACUUUGACACCCUCUUGAAGUUCAUCAAUGAGCUGAGUGGUCAGAUUGACCUUGAUGCAACUCUCAGGGAUGCAGAGGCCUUAUGCAUAUGUGCAGGCGAGAAUGGAGCUGCUUGCAUCCCUCCUGGAACUCCACCCUCAUUACCUGUUGACAAUGGUUUAUUUUACUCUCAACAAGAUGAAGUAUUGUAAAUGUUAUCCCUUUCUGGGGAGCAUAUGUCAAAUUAAUAUUCAUAGUCUUAUAUUUUGGCAACACUUUCUUGCUCUUGUAAUUAGCCGAUUUUUCCAAAACAGUGCUAAUGGAUGGAUCAUAUUCUGAUGAAAUCAAUUUAGUAUGCUUUCCUUUUUUUGUUGUU